Messenger RNA from Rangifer tarandus platyrhynchus (Svalbard reindeer), 420 nucleotides. Lineage: Eukaryota; Metazoa; Chordata; Mammalia; Artiodactyla; Cervidae. The record is from the annotation of a GenBank genome assembly.
AUGGGGAGAACCCCCUCCUCCCUCGCGCUCCCUCCACCUCCAAGCGCUCCCGGUCCCCUCCACCCGCCACCCCGGCGACGAGAGCCCGAAAACCGAGGGGAGGCUGAGGCACGCACCGGCGGGAGGGCAGGGGAGGGGACCCCGCGGCCGGCUGGCCCGCAGUCCCCACCCAGGGCCGGGCGGUCGAGGCCCGAGGCCCCAGCUACCCGCCCCGGGGGCCAACCCGCGGGCAGCGGCUGGGUAGGAGGGCAGCCGCUCCCCCGGGACGCGGGCCCACGGGGGCGGGAGGCACACACGCAUGCACUCACACGCGGAGAGAAAGCGGGCUUACUGCCUGGGGAUGCUCGCCCGCGCGGCUGUCUCGGCGGCGGCCGCUGCCAGCACCCAAACGGAGGCGCGGCGGCGGAGGCUGCGGACUGA